AACGCGGGGCCGGACACCAACGGCAGCCAGUUCUUCCUGACGCUGGGCCCGGCGCAGUGGCUGGACGGGAAGCACAGCAUUUUCGGGAGGGUCUGCCAGGGCAUGGGGGUGCUGGGCCGGCUGGCCAUGGUGGAGACCAACGCCCAGGACCGGCCCCUCGACGACGUCAAGGUCAUCAAGGCUUUUCCGUCGGGGUAG
Messenger RNA from Pelecanus crispus (Dalmatian pelican), 198 nucleotides. The record is from RefSeq and is a predicted model, not a curated record. Lineage: Eukaryota; Metazoa; Chordata; Aves; Pelecaniformes; Pelecanidae.